Pelobates cultripes (western spadefoot toad) is the source of this 13576-nucleotide messenger RNA. Lineage: Eukaryota; Metazoa; Chordata; Amphibia; Anura; Pelobatidae. The record is from the annotation of a GenBank genome assembly.
AUGUGUGAACGUCCAGUUUAUGUCAACGCGGUGUUGGUAAUGGCCAGGUACUGAGUAGGAAAGGUGACAUGUUAACAUGGAAUAAAGAAAGGGGGGGCUUGACAAAGUGACUAAGCAGCUACGAAACUGCGGGGAGGAGUCUAGAACAAAGAUAAAAUCUACGUAUUUUUUCCAGGGUCAACCAGACGCCACCAGACGUGCACUCGCCAAGGUAAGUGUUGCAUUCAUUAAUCACAUGGAAAGAUACCACCUGCUUCGUGGUACCGUAGCUGAGUAGGUAAGACCUUGAAAAUACUCACGCCAGGAUAUUUAACAUGACAUUUUUCUUACAAAGUGACAGGACAGAUGCUUAGAACUAAGAAUUUGUGACACGGGAAAACAUUUUUUUUUUAACACUUUUAUUUCUAUUUAUAUAUUUUUCCUUGCAAUGAAUACCUCGAAUUGGCAGGUAAAACAAAAACCUGAGUUUUUUUACAAUUAAGAAAAUAGUUCAAAUUAAUUCAAUGUUAGCAUAUUAUUAUCGGUACUAUUACUUAAAAAGUCCCCAGUCAUAAACACAGUUCACCCAAUUAUUAUUUAUUAUUAUUUUUACUGUUCUAAUUCCUACUGAAAAUAAAAUUUGAUACUGAGAAUUUACAUAUGACUAUUAUCAUUAGUAUAAUCCUUUUUAUAGCGCCAACGUAAUCUGUCGAGCUUUACCAUUUUACAGUGCGGACGUAUAAAGGCAAGCUAUUAACAGACAAAAUAAUAUUGACAGAUACAACAGGUGAAGAUGGCCAUGGUCAAAAUUAAUUAUUAUAAAUCACGGCACUGUAUGACAAUAAAAAUAUAGAUCAGGAAUUGUUUUUUAACGUAUGCACCGUGUUUUUUGAUUUUGGAAGAAUUUAAGUUGAAAUAUUCCAUAAUCAAAUUCGCCCUAGAAAAUAAACACUUGUAGAAUGGGAAAAUAAAGAGUUAACAUAGCGGAAAGGUCUAUUCAACCUGGGAUUCCAGAACUAUCAGAGUUCCCAAAUACGCCUGAAGGUGGUCCGGGGGACAACACUGCAUGACAAUGUAAUCAAACUACAUAAUGUUAAGGAAAAUUAUGUAUAUGGAGAAAGUAAGGGGAGGAGAGGAAAUGUUUUCUUAAUAGAACACUCCAAGUACCAUAAGCAUGACAGUGCACUGUAGUGAUUAUGGUGCCAGGAGUACCCUGGAGCCCUCCAACGAAAGGAGUCAGACCGUUUGCUAACAGUUUGAAUUUUUUUAUCUGGUGUCUGCCAGGUACUGGCACCUGCCUCUUCUCUUCUGGUAUUGAGAGCCAGAAGCUAGGCAAUGCUUGGAACAGAGAGUAGCGGAGAGCUAGGGGACAACUCCUCGCACCACAACAACUACAGAGCACAGUAGUGGUUAUGGUGUUACCAGUAUUCCUUUAACCAUAUUUUCUACUGAAUAAAAUGAAUGGUAUGCUUUGAGACAAUGAGCUAAACAUAAGACCUCAAAAUGAAAAUAGAUCAGAGGUAAAUCUUUUUUGAUAGGAAUAGACUGUAGAAAAGGCUGCAUUGUUUGCGUACACAGUAUUUCGCAAACUAUGGGAAAUUUAAUAUUGUCUUGUAGAAGACUGGACAUAUUUCAGCUUAUUUUUCUUUUCACAAAAUAGACAUUGAAAAUACUUUACUGAAAAAUAGACAUUGAUUUUCGACAUGCAUUAAGUAUUGAAGGCAGGAGAGUUUGACAAUCAGAUAUAAACACAGUUUAAACCAGUUUGAAUAUUUUCAAGAGAGAAUGUGCUAAAAUCUUAAAUGAGGGUUAAUACAUUCAAAAAUACACAACAAAGUUAAUCAUUAUUUUUCUAGCAUCUAAACUUUUAAUAUAAUGGGCAGACAAGCGAUUAGAAAUUCACUUAUAUAUCUUCAUCAGUAGAAAGGAUUAAAGCAUUCUUUGCGAGAGGUGCAAAUCUAAAAUCAUUUAAAAAGCAAUCUUUAUAAAUGUGUAAAGCGCAGGGGAAUAUAUUGACCCUAUAUAAAUGUUAAUAACAAUAAAAUUAAUUAUCGUAAUAAUAACAACUAUAGGGAUAAUUAUGGGACAAAAUAUUACAAAUAAUAUUUUGUAGAAAUUAUGAAAAAAUAAUAAUUGUAUUAAUAUUUAAAAAUAGUAAAUAGUAAUUAUUAUAAAUAUGAUGUAGGCAUUUGUGUUGAAUACCUCUUGUUUUGUGCAUGUUUCAAGUAGUAGUUAUAAUAAAUAACUUUAUUAACUUUUUGGGAGGACAGUUAGUUAAAAACAUCUUUAGAUGGAACACUAGCUACUCGUAGGUUUUUUUUGUUAGUUUAUUUAGAUUUUGUCUCAAGAUAUCGUAAUUUAUUAAUCGGAUAUGUAAAAUAAAAUAAUCCAUAAACCUGUAUUAUUUAGAGUUUGUUAUACUUAGAGUUUCUAAAAAAAAUCAGCAGGUCUCUAUAAGUUCCAUGGAUGUUAAUACUAUCCCUAUUGAAGUUACACAGGGUUUUUCACUAAAUUGAGAAUUGUCUGGUAUUUCAAAUGUAAGGCCAAAGUAGCCAAACUGGAAUAAUUCUCCAAGUUAGGUAUGCUCUCAGUCUGGCUAUUUUGGCCUUACAAUUUAAAUUCACUUUGAAUUCUCAACAUUUCUCACUUGAGUGAAUAACUCUGUCUCUUCCCUAGCCCAGACAUUCUGUGGCUGUUCACUUACAAACCUCCCAAUGUAGCUCAAUUAGAAGUCUUUGCAAGGCAGAUACUCUGGGCAGUUGCUGCCUCUUGAGUUUAGUUCCACUGAGCAAACCAAACCAGGAAGUAACAUGACCUGUUGUCUGAUUGACAGCUGAGGGGGUGUAACAAGGUUAAUUUAUAAAAGUGCCAAUUACUAUUAAAAUCUGCACUUUUAUAAACUUAUGAAAAAGGAGGACACACUCUUCACACUUCAGCAAGCUCAUGGAUUUUAUGUGUCUGGCGUGUUCCUUUAAUCAUAAACUAUAUCAUAAAGUAUUAAACCAAAAACAAUUGAUUUGGUUUUUAGUAGAUUUUUAAGUACGCCCUGGGGUGUUGGUAUUAUUAAAAAAUGUGUCAAUCAAUGUAUAGAUCUCCUCGUGUAUUUAUAAUUAUAUUCUGCUCUAUGUCUGCACAUUGGAAUUAAUCUGAGUUAGCAAAAUAAUAAUAAUGAUAAUUAAAGAUUAUGCUAGCUUUAGUGUACUAAUAAUCUUAAUUUUAAUAAUGACAGGAGGCGAGUAUUUUGCAUAUCUCUCUUUAAUAACUCCAUACAGCCUAAAAAAACACAUAGAAAAAAAGAACCAAUCACAGAAGGGCAGGAUGUACAUAAGGCAACGUGACCUCAUCAUUUCCUCUUUCAGAAAGCGACAACAAGCAGAAGUAAAUAUAUAGUAAACAAUAAAACUAAUAAUAACUCUGAGUUCCCAUGUGCGAAGGAGCAAACUUCCAAAGGGUUCUAUAUGAACAACGAAAAGAGUUCAGGGUUGAGUCAAAUCCGAAGGAUAAAAUCUCCAAUAGUUUCACGUGAACUGCCAAUUGUCUUCAGAGUCGAAUCAUACUGAAAAGAGAAUGUGUGACAGGUUUAGACAUAGUCACGAACAUGUAACUCCAAUUAACGUACCACAUAACAUCCCAUUGGAGAAUAUAGUAACUAUAAUCUGAUAACUGAGUAAUUGUAAUAAGAACUCUAAUGAAGAUGAAGAUAAUCUUCAAUUUUACCACAUGACAGGAGGCUUCGUAUUUUGCAUUUUUAACUCUGAGAAAAAAGUAUAGAACUAAAUAAGAGUCCUAUGGUGUGCCGAGAGACCCAGUAUUCCGCGUUGUGGGGAGGUCUUCCCCGUUGAGCGCCCACGUAUACGCUAUCAAACGGGAAAUUAUACAAGACCAAGUCUGACCGUCUGUCAGCAGGAUGUCUAGUCCUGUAGAGUGGAAGGAGAACGACCUCCACAGCCCAUAAGCUGGAGGGGGAUGUCAUUGGGUAGUUGGUAUCCUAGAGGAUCCUAGUCUCUUGUGCGUCCUCAGGUAGUGAUACGGGCUGUAGUUCCGUCUUCAUCCUCCAAUAAAGAAUCACGAUGCAGGACCAAACCAGACAGGCUGGGAAUGUCCAGAUGUAGGGGUAGGAUCAUCGCAUCCCUGGGUUCCCAGAUUCCCAAGAGGUCCCCAGCAGCCUGCGAUCGUCCGCCGACCUGCCGAGAAACCCCCAAGUCCAGGUCCCCAGGUAGCAAACCCUCCCGGGAUAGAAGAUGUGAGUACCCUACGGCUCCGUGAGAAAUUGUCGGUCAUGAAUGUAGCAGGAGAAGAUCCUCACCUGCCAGAGAAUUACUGUAGACCUUGUAAGCAUGUUCCCUCGGGGAGGUCCAAUCGGACAGAGCGCGAUCACCAUCGUGCCUCUCCUUGUACUGUGACGAGUGGUAACAUCCAAAUCAGUCGGCCCCUAUGAAGUGUGUCUCCCCUGGGAGACAGGUUGAUCUUCUGUGAAGAAGACAGGGAACGAAGGAGCCUACAUGUUGUCUGAUAAAAGUGAGUUGGUCCAUCCCGGUGGAUGUGAAACUUGACUGCUUAAUCUGUGGUCACCUGCAGUAGGGUGCAGCCAAUCUAGUAUUUCUUUAUCAAUCCAUGUAUUGUGAAGUAUAGGACCAGUCUAGGUAUACAACGUACAGGGUCGCGGUAGUGCCGCAGAGAGUCGUGCGAAUAUUCCCAAGGUGUGGAACAGUCUACAAAUCCUCUGAACGAAUAGUCUUCUACAAGUCUGGAAGUUCCAGCCGGUUCUCGGAUGAACGUGGGUGUUGACGAGUUUUCAGUUCCCUGGAUUGAUCUGAAUGAGGUUCUCUCGGAAGAGAGAGUCUCGUCUUCCCCGCCUGUAUUCAUUACUUCUUUCGGUAUUUCAUCAGGGCCCACCAGGCUCCGAGUUACUGUGUCGGGAAGGAGAGGAUGUCUCCUGAAGCCUGGGUAAGGUGACCGAGCGGAAAGGAAGAAGACCGUCCUGAUGUGUCUAGGUCCUGAACGCAAGUUGGUUGACUACGUGAAAGUGGUCUUCCCCAGGAUUGAGUGCCUUUCACCAAGAUGUGGUGAAAUCCCCUGUGGAUGUAGUAGGAGGUAUAUUGAUGGUAUCUGUGUGUACCGUGUUCUCGGUCCGCUUAUCUGGAGCGCCAUUGGUUGACUCUCGCUCUAUAUGGGUAAUAGAGCUAGCGGUAGCGGGUCUCGGGUCAGAUGUCCCAAAGUGGUCGACGACUGGCUCUGUUGCCAACUAGUUCCAAAGAAUCCCUUGUAAAGGUAAUCGCAUAACACCUCCCACCUAGGGGUUUGGGCCCUUAUGAAAGCUGUGGGACCCAUGCCUGUCUAAUAAGUUCCCUUCGGAACUGUUGUGCCUUGUGCCUGGGGUUCCGACUAUCUUGGCGCCCCGUUCCGCCAACCAUCCGUCAGUGCGGAGGAGUGCUGCUAUGCGCAUCCCAUGGGAGAGGUGAACAUUGGGUUUUUCUGCGAGGAGCAUAAACAGUUUUUGAGUCCGUAUACCCAAAUUGUAUGCCCGUUCCCAGACGAUGUGUGGCGACAUCCAGCAUCGCCCAUGGUAAGGUCGUGAAUCCUGAGAGACCUCCUCCGUUGAUCACUAUAGUCUUCUGAGCCAUUCUGACCGGGUGGAAGGGCAUGGGUUUGUUCGUCCGUCAGCGGAUUUGGACAUUCUAAGCAAGAGGCGGCAAAGCAAGUUGGGUUAUCGUAGUAAAGGAUACCCCUGUGUAAGGCACAAAUCAGUAUUCAGGCACAGGAUGCAGGGCAAACAGAUCAGUCUACUACGACAGUAGGCAGUGUUUACGGAAACCCUUGCGGGUCGUAUUCCGAAUCAUGGCCAAAUAAAACAGACUGGGGCUCACCCAGUACAUAGCAGCUCAGCAGUACCGUGCAGCACGUAUAGUGGGGGCUCACCCCGGUGCACAGGGUAUGAACCCUUAAGUGCUGGCCAUCGCCCUGAUAGAGAGUGUCAGUCACCUCUUCCAUUAUUAAAUUCACUUCAAGGGGAAUAUAUAUCUUAAGUAGGCGGCUCGUAACUCCUGUUCAGCAGUUGUAACCGCAUGCCUCUGUUCGGCAUUUUAGUGCAGUGCACGUCUGGCCGGGCCCGGUGCAUAGGGCGUGGGCCUUUAACUGCAGGUCGCAGAAUAGGAACAGGGCAUAAAGCCGUACCGUAUUAUGAUUCAUUGCCAAUGGAGGUAUUCCUUCAGCUGUAGGUAGAGGCUGUUGCCGUAAGACUUCCCUCUGUUGGGUAGUGUGAUUUGCCUAUCGUAGGGGUCUCACCCCAAGAGCACAGAGUCUGAACCCGUAAGUGCCGGUCCCAGGUCCGAAGUUCGGAUUUUCAAUCCUCGAGUUCGCUGAUGAGAGGGGUAGGAGUAGAAGCAGCAGUGUGUAGGGGCUUACCCCGGUUGCACAAGGUUUGAGCCCUUCAGUGCUGGCCAUCAGCCUUAUAGAGACUGUCCUACCGCUCCUCCAAUAAUUAUUGCCCCACCAUGGGGGAUAUUCUGCGCUGAGGCUUCUGACUCUGUCCCCUUUUUUGCCAAAUAGAUUGGCUUACACCUAGUCAGAGAUCACCUCAGGUGCGAGGGGUAUGGACCCGUCAAGCGUGGGUUGCGGCCAAAUAAACAGACUGGAUGAGAGCACAAUCCGUUUCAUUGUGUGCAAUGCACCAUGCAGAUCCCAGCAGGGUGUAGUAUUGUGCACUUUAUUGUGUGCAAUUUAUUGUCUCAAAAUACCAAAACAACCCCAGCAGGGUGUGUGAUAUGGGGUACCCCUGUGGGGUAUCUGUUGUGGUGUAAAUAAUGUCAGUGGACCCCAGCUGAUAAGGUGUAAUAACCCCAGCAGGUUAUUCUGUAUCUGUCACAUAGUGUUGUCAAAUUGCCCCAGCGGGCAUACCAUGGGAUAGGCAGGAGGAAGGGGAUGAACCGAUAGGCCGGAGGAAGGGGUUAAUGCCCGGGAGACGGCAGGAGGCGACAGGAACCGUGAGGGGGAAGGGAUUAAGCCCCAGCAAAACCCAGAAAACCUAUGAGGCCCUGUGGAGAAGGAGGAAAGCGGGGAAAGAGGGUCCCCCGAUGCCCCAAGUAUAGAAGGCCAGGAAAAUUGCCAGAAAAAUUGUCAUACAUAUGGAAUAAAGUAUAUCUAUCAUAACUAUACAUAAAACCAUUAAAUCAAUAAUAAAGUUUACACCUGACACAUAUGAAAUCCAUGUAAUAAAAUACAUAUGACAUCUAUUAAAUAUACAUAUAUAAAGUAAAUAUAAUACUAUCAAAACAAAGGAUGAAAUGCCUAUAAAACUAUAAAUUACAAGUGAUAUAAAUCACAGCUAAAGGUUAAGAAAUAAGUAUAACGUUAAAUCUACAUAAUAUCUGUGAAAUAACAUAGAAAAAACACAGCUGCACAUAGUAUAGGAGCACAGCAAGAACAUACAGCAAAGUAUAUAAAAAUAUAAUUCAGAAACAACCUCAAAGAGGCAAUAGAAACAUAAAGUAAUGGAGAAGAGUAAUACUCUGACCUGUCUGCUUGAUGGAGCAGCAAAGAAAGAGGAAAUGAUGAGGUCACAUUGCCGUAUGUACAUCCUGCUCUCUUGUGAUUGGUUCUUUUUUCUAUGUGUUUCUUUACUGCUGUAUGGAGCUAGUAAAGAGAGAUUAUGCAAAAUACAAAGCCUCCUGUCAUGGUGUAAAAUUCACUGGACUGUGUGUAUUUUGCAGUAAAGGGUUAAGUUGAAUGGGAAGAAUUUGUACAAGGUUAGAGCACAUGGCUGAUCAUUUCAGAUAGCAAGGAACUGGCAACAGCCACAAGUCUACCUAGUGGGCAAAUGUUCAUCUUUAACCCUUCCUCCUUGUAUUGCAGAUGACCUCAAUUCUCAGCCACUUGUCAGCUGUCCUUUUCAUCCUCCUUGCUCUGAGCUGGGCUUGUUCAACAGCCCCGAGUGAGCCCCAACACCCAGGAGACAAUGCCUCCCAGGAGCAACUUAACAAGUAUUAUGCCGAUCUGUGGCAGUAUAUAACCUUCGUCACCCGUCCAAGGUCAGAAUUCUUGAUAUAUUUGGGGGAUUUAAUAAUAAAUAAAUAAAUAAAUAAAUAAAGAAUUAUCAUUACCAAUUGUAGCCAUGUACAGCCCUGCUGUAAUAAUAACAAUAAAGUACUAAAUAAGCAGGGUACGUUUUAUUUACAAAGGCUGCAAUAUAUAAAUUAUUAUGGCAUUACUUGCGUUGAAAUCGGGGUAAACGUGGAAAGAAAUAUUUCCGAGCCAUAUCUUCUAACACACGUGUGCAUGCUUGUUUGUAGGUUUGGAAAAAGAUGGGAUGAUUUUGGGAUAGAAAACAACCACAGCUUGUGAAAGUUGAGCGUAAGUAAAAUCAAAAAUGCCUUUUAUGUCUGACAUCAUUUGUUCAUCACCAAUGUGUGUGUGACAUCAUCCCUGUGGUUAACAUCAUGGAUUUGUCGUGCAAUCUCUUACCAUCACAUUUUGUAAAAUUAGAUAUCUUGAUAAUUCCAACCUCCACCAUUAUAUCUACCCCAAUUAAAGCCAUCAAACAGACCUAUAAUUUAUAAAUAUACAUCUAGUCUUUUUUCAGUCAUUAUAUUCUUCCAUCAUUUCAACCUUGGCAAUUCUGUCCUACAAUCUAUCCAUCGUUCUACAACACCUGUUGUUCUAGAUAUUUAUAUCCCAAUGGCUCUUAUAAAAUAUCUAUUGUCUUACACUUUUAUCUAGUCUCUGUGUCUAUUUAAAUCCCUCUCCAAUCCAGCCCAGGGCUCUGUCUUAUUCUCUGUCGUAUUUCUAUAAUCCUGAAAUCUGUAAUAAAUCUGUUAAUGGCCUUCUAACCCUCUGUUAUCAUAUCCCUGUACGUUGUAGCCAUUACCGCUAUCCAUUUGUCCUCUUGCACUAUAUCCCAAUCCAACUCCCGUGUUUUAAAAUUCGGUUUUAAAAAUCCGAUCUCUUCCGUCAAAUAGACUGCCACAGGCCGCACUACUCCAAGCAUGACCAUAGCUUGGUGCUAGAUGUGAAAGAGUUAAAAAUUGCUAUUUGUCUGCUCUGACCUAGAAUAAAGAUGAAAAAUCUCUUUAACAGCACCCACACGUAACUCUAGUAUCAAAAGCUGUCAUCACCAAGGCGAUUUAUAAAAGGGGUGCUUUUGUUCCUCCGAGCAAAUUAGAUUAAUCCCUUAAGGACACAUGUCGGAAAUAUACCGUCAUGACUCCCUUUUAUUUCUGAAACUGUGUCCUUAACAUUUGUGUGUGGAUUUGGGGUUAAAAGCUAGCAAAAAUAUUUAUUCAAUCCAAAAAUACUGUCAAGAAUGUAUCUUUAGGUAACGUUAUUCUUUAUUAGACGAAGGCAGAACAAAAAUAGUCCAGUGAAUACAUUAAAGGUAGAUGAUAGACAAAACAUUUUGACCAACAAACAGUUAAAAAUAAAAAGGAGAACCCUAGUUACUCACUCUGGUAGCAAUUGGAUAUUUUUAUUUCCCAUUGGAGUACCAGUUUGGAAAAUUGGCAACUCGUCCAAAUUAGAUUUGACUCCUUAUAGUUAAUUUGCAUUCCAUAGACUUUAUGCCUUUUGUCGGGGAAGGAAAUUGACGGGGGGAGGGGAAGACAUUGACAUCCAUCACACACAAUGCACCCCUUGCACACAGAAAAACACACAAUGCAUUACACACAGACACACGUACACAAGCAAUGCAUCCCUUACACACAGCAACACACAAUGCACCCCUUACACACACUCAAUGCAUCCCUUACAGACGCACACACUGCAUCCCAUACAUACACAAAUUCAUCUUGCAGCCCUUACACAUACAAACACAGAUUCACACAAUGCAUUCCUUACACACAUCAGGACAUCCCCCACACACACACUCCACUCCCUGUGAACAAACUCAUUGGUGGAACAUGAAGGUGGACCCUGGGACCCAGACCUUGAGCUGUGUAAAGGGCCCUCAAAAAAAUGGAGCUGCUUCCCGUUCUCCCAGAACAGUGAUUUUUGUGACCACAGUUACAAACCGCCUCCAGAGAGCCUGUUGUACACCAGACCAGUGGAGCCAGACGGCAGCUAGAGCCCAUCAUCAUCCUCAUCUGGUUGUAAGUAGGCAAUCUAGUAUAUUAUUCGUGGCACUAAGCUCUAAUUUACCUCACAUUAAAGAAACACUAUAGUCCCCAGAACCACUUCAGCUUAAUGUAGUGGUUCUGGUGUCUAUAGCCUGUCCCUGCAGGCCUUUUAAUGUAAACACGGCGGCACUGCAGCACUGGUGUUAGUUAACAUGGCAGAUCAUAUGGGUGGGGCAUUGUGAUGUCACAUGGGGGGGCGGCAAACUUUACUUUUGCCUAGGGCGGCAAAAAUCCUUGCACCGGCCCUGCAGACACUGCAUCCCUGUGGGCGGAUUCGGGGGGGCAGCACUUUGGGCGGACUCGGGUGCAGGCAAACGGGGGCCCAGACCUUGAGCUGUGUCAAGGGCCCCAACAUUUCUGAUGGCAGCCCUGCGUAUAAGAGGAGGCAAGAUGAAUUACCUCUGGGUUAUUAUUAUUGUUUUUUGGUUAUGACUCUAAGCAGAAAAUAGUUUUCUGAGUUCUAAUUGUCAAUUAGCAUAUCAAAAGUUCAGAGCAAAAACAGCCAAAAUGUGACUAGCCAAUAAGUCUGAGAAUUAAUUUUUUUUUUAAAUCCUUUGGGUGAGAUUUGCAAACCUGGCCACUAAGGGGUGCCAACUAAGCAGGAAGAGACCUAAUAUAUAACCCUUUUCCUGCCAUGCCAACAGAUGUCUGAUUCUUCUAGCUAAACACAAGCAAAUUAACCCUUCCAGUUCUGUAAUUAGCCAUGCCAUCCCCACUAAGCAAUCAUUUCAUGCAUGCACUACACACAUCAAAUUUCUUAACAACAUUUCUGCAUGUUGUUGAAUCAUGCAUGCUGCACAUGACAGACAAUACAAUGAGAAUGUUUCAACGUGGACUUGUCUCUGAUGUUCUGUAAGAGCUUCAUGAGAUUUGAUGAAGAUAUAGAGAUAGAAACAUAGAAACAUAGAAUGUGACGGCAGAUAAGAAUCAUUCGGCCCAUCUAGUCUGCCCAAUUUUCUAAAUACUUUCAUUAGUCCCUAGCCUUAUCUUAUAGUUAGGAUAGCCUUAUGCCUAUCCCACGCAUGCUUAAACUCCUUUACUGUGUUAACCUCUACCACUUCAGCUGGAGGGCUAUUCCAUGCAUCCACUACCCUCUCAGUAAAGUAAUACUUCCUGAUAUUAUUUUUAAACCUUUGUCCCUUUAAUUUAAGACAAUGUCCUCUUGUUGUGGUAGUUUUUCUUCUUUUAAAUAUAGUCUCCUCCUUUACUGUGUUGAUACCCUUUUUAUAUUUAAAUGUUUCUAUCAUAUCCCCCCGUCUCGUCUUUAUUCCAAGCUAUACAUGUUAAGAUCCUUUAACCCUUCCUGGUAAGUUUUAUCCUGCAAUCCAUGAACCAGUUUAGUAGCCCUUCUCUGAACCCUCUCUAAGGUAUCAAUAUCCUUCUGAAGAUACGGUCUCCAGUACUGUGUACAAUACUCCAAGUGAGGUCUCAACGGCAUGUACAGUGUUCUGUACAAUGGCAUGAGCACUUCCCUCUUUCUACUGCUAAUACCUCUCCCUAUACAACCAAGCAUUCUGCUAGCAUUUCCUGCUGCUCUAUUACAUUGUCUGCCUACCUUUAAGUCAUCAGAAAUAAUCACCCCUAAAUCCCUUUCCUCAUAUGUUGAGGUUAGGACUCUAUCAAAUAUUCUGUACUCUGCCCUUGGGUUUUUACAUCCAAGAUGCAUUAUCUUGCACUUAUCCACAUUAAAUGUCAGUUGCCACAAUUCUGACCAUUUUUCUAGUUUACCUAAAUCAUUUGCCAUUUGGCUUAUCCCUCCUGGAACAUCAACCCUGUUACACAUCUUAGUAUCAUCAGCAAAAAGACAUACCUUACCAUCAAGACCUUCUGCAAUAUCACUAAUAAAAAUAUUAAAGAGAAUGGCUCCAAGUACAGAUCCCUGAGAUACCCCACCGGUGACAAGUCCAAGCUUCGAAUAUAUUCCAUUAACUACAACCCUCUGUUGCCUGUCACUCAGCCACUGCCUUACCCAUUCAACAAUAUUGGAAUCCAAACUUAAAGAUUGCAGUUUAUUGAUAAGCCUUCUAUGUGCAACAGUGUCAAAAGCCUUACUGAAAUCUAGGUAAGCAAUGUCUACUGCACCACCCUGAUCUAUAAUUUUAGUUACCCAAUCAAAAAAAUCAAUAAGAUUAGUUUGGCAUGAUCUCCCUGAAGUAAAUCCAUGUUGUCUCUGAUCUUGAAAUCCAUGUGUUUUUAGAUGUUCAACAAUCCUAUCCUUUAACAUGGUUUCCAUCACUUUCCCCACUACUGAAGUAAGGCUUACUGGCCUAUAGUUGCCCGACUCCUCCCUAUUACCUUUCUUGUAAAUGGGCACAACAUUCGCUAACUUCCAAUCUUCUGGGACUACUCCUGUUAACAAUGAUUGGUUAAAUAAAUCUGUUAAUGGUUUUGCUAGUACACCACUAAGCUCUUUUAAUAGCUUUGGGUGUAUUCCAUCAGGUCCCAUUGACUUAUUUGUCUUUACUUUUGACAAUUGAAAUAUAACCUCUUCCUCUGUAAACUCACGUGUAAUAAAUGACUCAUUUAUCCUUUUUCUCAACUGAGGUCCUUUUCAUUCAUUUUCAUCUGUAAAUACAGAACAAAAAUAUUCAUUGAGGCAGUCAGCUAGACCUUUAUCCUCUUUUACAUACCUUCCUUCUUUUGUUUUUAAUCUAACUAAUCCUUGUUUUACCUUUCUUUUCUCAUUUAUGUAUCUAAAAAAUGUUUUGUCCCCCUUUUUUACUGACUGUUCUAUUUUCUCUUCUGUGUGUGAUUUGGAAGCUCUUAUAACUUGCUUAGCAUCUUUCUGCCUAAUCUUAUAGAUCAUUUUGUCUUCCUCACUCUGGGUUUUUUUAUAAUUCCUAAAUGCUAACGUUUUGUUUUUAACUAUUUUGGCCACAUCUGCGGAGUACCACAGUGGUUUCUUUAAUUUUUUGCUUUUACUGACAAGCCUAAUGCAAUUUUCUGUUGCCUUCAAUAGUGUAACUUUUAAAUAAUCCCAUUUCUCUUGGACUCCAUUUAAAUUGCUCCAGUCUGUUAAUGACUCCUCUACACAUAUUCUAAUUUUAGAAAAUGGCUAAGUUCUUGAUCACUGUCCAUCACCUAGAUCUCAAGCCAAAAAGCUACGAUAAACUUUUUUUAAAACAUCACUGUUUAUGGUAUUGAAUGGAUUAAAAGGAGAACUUUAGGUUGUGAUAUUCAGAACCAUACAACUAGUCAAAAGAAUUGGGAGCAAUAUGUUGCCAACUCAUUGUCUCAAAGGAGCCAUAUCUCCAAUAUAUUGUUUAUAAUAACCAGCCUUUGCCUUGUGGACAGGUAAAUGUUUACUUAUAAUGUAACACUUUCCUUUUCUCACUAGGACAAGCAACGGGUGGUGAUAAAAGUGGAAGGACACCAGAAACUCUCCCUGGACCCCAGUGAUGGAAAAGCAAACUUGUAUUUUAGAGCUCUUUGUAUUUUAACGAGAUCAUCCCAAACAAAUGUUUAAUAAAGCACACACAAUUACAGUCCAA